UACUUCACUGUUUUUGUUCCGUGUAAAUAGCCUACUAAAGGAGCCUCACGCUCAGCUCUGCUAGCUAGCUGGAAGAGCAGCUUUAUAGGGCACGACAUUUUUAAUGUUUGAAGUUUCCUCUUUAAAACAUUUUUUCCCCCAGCUGACACGUAAAUGGACGGUCAACAUCAAGAGAAAGGCAAAACACGACGAGGAGGGCACGGAACCCGAGACGAGGGCAGAGAUGUACGUUUGUCAAAAUCCCUGUCUUAUGCCCUGAGACAUGGUGCCUGUCAAAUGGGGCUUCACAUGAGUUCAGAUGGUUUUAUAUUUGUGGAUGAACUUCUCAGACAUCAACAGUUUAGAUCAUUUUCAUUGGAAGAUUUAGAGAGAGUGGUGACCACAAAUGACAAGCGGCGCUUCAAACUGCAGAACCAUCCUGAGAGUGGACGUCUGCAGAUCCGGGCCAAUCAGGGACAUUCUGUACAGGUUGAAGAUCUGGAGCUGAAAGCAGUAGUGUCUGAUGCUCCAGACUGUCCACGGGAGGCUGUCCAUGGUUCUUACAUGAAGCACUGGGACGCUAUACGCAGCCAGGGUCUGAAUAGAAUGAAGAGAACACACAUACACCUGGCACCAGGGUUGCCUGGAGAAGGCCAAGUUAUUAGUGGUAUGAGAAGGAAUUGUGAUUUAGCUGUGUACAUUGAUGUCCCAAAAGCUCUCUCAGAUGGAAUUCAAUUCUACUGGUCUGAAAAUGGAGUCCUGUUGACACCAGGUGGCGCUGGCGGGCUGUUGUCGCCACGAUAUUUUUCCCGUGCACAGAGACUGAAACCUUCCUUAUGUGAACUCGAACUGCAGUAACAAAUGGUUGUAUCACUAAAAGUUGGAAACACUGAUCUUUGUCAGAACCUAAAAUAUCCCAUGAAUGAUGCUUUACAACAUGGACCUUUAAUGAAGUUCAGUCCAUGUAAAACAUCCUAGACAUCAGAUGGAUACUGUAAGGUAUUAAACUUUGUAUAAACUGUAUGUCAAAGAAGCUUGGUCAUAUUAAGUCGAAUGUUAAAGUGAGCUAGCAGUAUCUAACAGGAGGCAGUUACUGGCUGUGGUCUGGUCAGCAGAAGCCCAGAUGAUGGAGCACAGCGAUAAGGAAGCUUUUCUGUGAUGAUACAAGACACUGCUGUUCAAUGUAACACACAUUGUGGUGAAAAUGAUAGCCAGCUGUUUCCCUAUCUGUCAACUGAAUAAGUACAGCAGCUUCAAUGCCAGUCUACUCUAACAAUAAAAACAGUGCAACGGGAAAUCUUA
This is a messenger RNA of Electrophorus electricus (electric eel), 1281 nucleotides long. It is a transcript of the gene trpt1, whose product is annotated as tRNA phosphotransferase 1. Gene Ontology annotation, biological process: tRNA splicing, via endonucleolytic cleavage and ligation. The record is from RefSeq and is a predicted model, not a curated record. NCBI's taxonomy places the organism in Eukaryota, Metazoa, Chordata, Actinopteri, Gymnotiformes, Gymnotidae. Gene Ontology annotation, molecular function: tRNA 2'-phosphotransferase activity.